GUUGUUGUUCCAUGGAGUACCUGGUGAAGCUUUUGAGAUAGAAGCUAGCAGCGGAAAGAUGGAGCUAAGGGGGAUUGGGUUAUGGUUUGAGAUAUCCAAGCCCUACCUCUUUCUAACCUUAAACGAGCUUUGCCUUGCAGUGUUCAUGAUUCUCAUCCAAUCCAUCCUCUCAAAAGGUGUCAAUGCCCUCGCCAUUGUCGUCUAUGAACACAUUGUUGCCACCAUUGUCAUAUCACUUCUUGCCUUCUUCCUUGAAAGACAGAAGAGGCCGCCAAUCUCAGUCAAGAUACUAUGCUAUGCCUUCUUGUUGGGACUCUUACAGAUUACGCUUUGUCAGUUGCUGUUGACAACGGCCCUAGGAUUCAUUGGAUCAUCCUAUGAGAGCAUUGGUUUAAACUUGCAAACUGCAGUCAUCUUCGUUCUAGCAGUGAUUUUUGGACAGGAGAAGUUUCGAUUCUGGAGCAGUAACGGGCAAGCUAAGAUAUGGGGUGUGACUUCAUCUGCUGCUGGAGUAUUAUCUACAGUGCUUUGGACAGGACCCACUGUUCUGAAAUCAACAAAUUUUCCAAGUUUUCAAGUAGCUACUGAUGAUGUCAUUGUUGGUGUAAUCUUGAUUGUCGUUGGGGUUCUUGCGACCUGCUUCUGGAACAUUUUGGUGGGCCAUGUUACACGAAUGUAUCCAGCGGAGUUAUCAUUGACAGCGAUGAUGAGCUUCUUUGGGACUAUCCAAACGGCCAUAGUCACAGCAAUUGUUAUCCCAAGUUCAUCCUGGGAACUUCAAUGGGAUGGAGGCCUAGUUUUUGUAGCCAUCCUCUUUGGGGGAAUUGUGAUAACAGGCCUCUCAUACUAUGUGAUGACAUGGAGCAUACACAAAAGGGGUCCAGUCUUUACAUCAGCCUUUACACCACUCCUCAUUGUUUUCUCCUUCCUAUUGGACACAAUUGUACUUGGUGACUCUGCACAUUUGGGGAGCAUUGUCGGAGCUUUUCUAGUAGUUGUGGGGCUCUACCUAAUAUUAUGGGCAAAGGCUGAUGAUAUGAAGAAGAAUGAGAUAAGUGAUGAUUUGUCCGUCAACUCACCCUUGAUUCAACCAUAAGGGAUCAAAGGCAUAUCAUAAUCAGCUUUAGUUAGAUCUCACAGGUAAUGUCUUUUUUUGGUAGAAAUCUCACCGAUAAUGUCAAGAAAGGAACGACUAGAAAAGUAUUGUGGGUCACACACUUGUAUUACAAGCACAAUGAUUUAACAACACAUUUAUAAAUUUGGCAUUCUAUUUUUGUAAAUUAAUAACUUAGCAUCUGUAAUUUUUUUCAUCGAAUAGAAUCUUUCUCAAUUAAAAGUGCAGUCCUAUGUGAUUAUUCACUAAGGAGUGGAUUUUAGUCUAAA
This is a messenger RNA of Macadamia integrifolia, 1383 nucleotides long. RefSeq names its product WAT1-related protein At5g64700-like. Bases 59 to 1096 code for a protein of 345 amino acids. The transcript has 6 exons. The record is from RefSeq and is a predicted model, not a curated record. Gene Ontology annotation, cellular component: plasma membrane. Gene Ontology annotation, molecular function: transmembrane transporter activity. NCBI's taxonomy places the organism in Eukaryota, Viridiplantae, Streptophyta, Magnoliopsida, Proteales, Proteaceae.